AGUGGUCGAGUAUACUAUUGUAUCAAAGUUCAUUUCAUUCGUUGCAGAAAAUGCAGAUAAAAAUUGGAGGAAGGUGGCCUCCAUCAUUAACAAAGAUGGUGAGCUAAAGAUGCAAUUUGGCUUGGAUCAAUCCUUAGCCAGAAAUGAGGCUCAAGUUAUCUUAAACAAGACAAAGUUGGGUAUUUUAUCGGAUAGGGGAAAUUCUAAGAGAAAAGCUAUCCAUACGGGCAAGGAUAGUACAGAUGCAUUAACAUCAUCUAUAGAAAAGGUAACAACCACUCUUCAAAGUCCAAAUGCGAUUAUGAAACAUCCAAAAUUGGAUGAAAAGAACAUUCUCAACGAGGAAGGGCCUAUUAAUUAUUCACAAAAAUUAUUAAAUGAAGGGGUCGAAUUGGAAACACAUAAAAAGGCGAAAAAAGCUACGAGAGUUGCUUCAAAAACAAAUACUCAGAAAUCAAAAAAUGCUUCAGAAACAAUAGGAACGCAUCAGCAAAAUUGCUGA
Funneliformis mosseae is the source of this 502-nucleotide messenger RNA. Lineage: Eukaryota; Fungi; Glomeromycota; Glomeromycetes; Glomerales; Glomeraceae. The record is from the annotation of a GenBank genome assembly.